GUUUCCUUGUGUGUUCACUGAAUCAUGAAUGGUUGUUUCUGCAGGCUGUUGGGUUUGUUGGCAUAGUUUGUGGUAUUUUGCGAUGAUAAACGCAAACAACCAUCCAGUAUGUGUUUUAUAGUAAACAUAUGGAUGUACGCCAGACGUUUAUACCUUUCUGAUAUGAACGAAGCUCUCCGGAGAAAACAAUAGUUUCUGAUGUUUACUGGGAUCAAAGUGGAGGUGUGUGUGCAAAACGUCAACUGAAGAGCAACAUGUCGUCAAGUGAUACAGCAAGUUUCCAAUGUGAAGUCUGCUCAAAGAGUUGUAAAGCCAAGUCUAUUCUAGAAAUACACAUGCGAGUUCAUACAGGUGAAAGACCGUUCAGAUGUGGAAUGUGUUUAAAGGAGUUCUCAACCAAGAGUAUCAUUAAAACGCACAUGCAGAUUCACAUCAGAGGAAAACCUUUCAAAUGUAUGACAUGCUUCGAAUGUUUUCCAUCGCAGUCUUACCUAAAACAACAUUUGUUGAUUCAUACAGGCACGAAACCUCCCAAAUGUGAAGUGUGUACAAAAUGUUUUGCACAGAGUUCCAGCUUAAGACAAAAUAUGUUGCUUGAUAAAAGCCAGUCACCUUUGAAAUGUGAAGUGUGCAAGAAAGGUUUUAUGUAUAGCACCCUCUUGAAUGAACAUAUGAUUCAUGCUCGACAAAAUCCUUUCAAAUGUGCAGUGUGCAAAACAUGUUUUACACAUAGCUCCCACUUGAAGGAACACAUGCGGAUUCACACUGAGGAACCUUACAAAUGUGAAGUGUGCACAGAAUGUUUUGCUUUUAGUGCCAGCUUAAAACAACAUAUGUUGAUUCAUACUGGGGAGAAGCCUUACAAAUGUGAAGUGUGCACAGAAUGUUUUGCACAUAGGUGCAACUUAAAACAACAUAUGUUGAUGCAUACUGGGGAGAAGCCUUUCAAAUGUGAAGUGUGCACAAAAUGUUUUGCACAUAGUAGCAACUUAAAGCAACAUAUGUUGAUCCAUACUAGCAAAAAACCUUUGAGUUGUAAAGCCAAGUCUCUUCUAGAAGCACACAUGCGUGUUCACACUGGUGAAAAACCUUUCAGAUGUGGAAUGUGCUUAAAGGAUUUCUCAAACAAGAAUUACAUUAAACGACAUAUGGCGAUCCACACAGGAGAAACUCCUUUCAGAUGUGUGGCAUGCUUGAAAUGUUUCCCAUUAUGGUCUUACCUAAAACAACAUACGUGUAUUCAUACAGGCAAGAAACGUUUCACAUGUAAAGUGUGCAUGGAAAGUUUUGCUUAUAGUUGCAGGUUAAAACAACAUAUGUUGAUUCAUAAAGGCAAGACCGCUUUGAAAUGUGAAAUAUGCACGAAAUGUUUUAUGUAUAGAUCCCUCUUGAAAGCACAUAUGUUGACUCAUAGUGGCAACAAACCUUUUAAAUGUGAAGUGUGCACGAAAUGUUUUACGUACAGGUCCCACUUGAAGGAACAUCUACGGAUCCAUACUAGGGAGAAACCUUUCAAAUGUGAAGUGUGCAUGAAAUGGUUCACGCGUUAUUCCUACUUGAAACAACACAUGUUGAUACAUGUUGGCGAGAAACCUUUCAAAUGUGAAGUGUGCACAAAAUAUUUUAGGCAGAGUUCCAACUUGAAGCAUCAUAUGUUGGGUCAUACUGUGAGAAAACCUCCAUCUGAAAUACAUUUAUACAAAACAAUAUAGCAGCAACAACAACAGCA
Messenger RNA from Gigantopelta aegis, 1729 nucleotides. Its product is annotated as zinc finger protein 888-like. Bases 255 to 1712 code for a protein of 485 amino acids. Gene Ontology annotation, biological process: regulation of transcription by RNA polymerase II. NCBI's taxonomy places the organism in Eukaryota, Metazoa, Mollusca, Gastropoda, Neomphalida, Peltospiridae. Gene Ontology annotation, molecular function: RNA polymerase II transcription regulatory region sequence-specific DNA binding; DNA-binding transcription factor activity, RNA polymerase II-specific. The record is from RefSeq and is a predicted model, not a curated record. Gene Ontology annotation, cellular component: nucleus. The transcript is spliced from 2 exons.